CCCACGAUCAUCCCGUCCAAAGCCCUAACCCACGAUUUUUAAACCUCUCAUCUAUGUCACUAUCUCCAUUAUCUUCCAUAAGCUCUGUAAGUUGUUCCUCCCACAUAUUGUCUUCUCUUCUUCUAUAAAUGGCCACCACUAAGUCGAGUUCGAAGUUACCUUCCCCAGCUAAAAAAAUUUCUAAAAUUUCUAAGAAACCUCCUACAAAUUCAUCUAAAGUUGAUCCUAAGAUGAGUUUGAAGCGCAUUGCGAAGAAAGGAAUGAGUGAUGUUGCAGAGCCAUCUGGUUCUAAGAAAAGACCUAUUCCAAAUAAAAUUGAGUCUCGUAAGACAAAGAGAGCAAAAUCUUCGAAAUCUGCCAAGGAUGUUAUAUCUUAUUUUGAUUUUGAGGAUGAAGUGCAUGAUGGGGAAGUGAAGCCUAAAGUUAAAUCCAAGGUCCAUGCUAAGAGCUCAGAAAAGUAUGAAGACUUUGACUUACCCAAAAAAAAAUCCUUCUAAGGUGUCUUUUUUUGUGUUUUUUAUAGUACAUUUCUGUUUUUCCCUUUUCUAUUGUUUCAUGUCAUUUGUCAGUGAUGAUAAUCAUUUUUGUGUUGUCGACUUCUUUUUCUUCUUCCUAGUUGUUUUCAAGCUGUUGUACCAUUUCUGCAGUCACAAGCUUUGCGUAGUCAAAAUAUUCAUUUACUCCUGUAGUUUUUUUUUUUGUGUUGUUUUUUGGUUGUUGGAUGGUUGUCUCUGAUGUCACAGUCCCUGUCUCUAGAAAAAAUGUAUCAUCUUGAAUUGUGUGUGCAAAUAGUUGUUGCUUGGAAGUUGUUCCUGGGUUGUUUCCAGGUUGCUGCAAAUCUUCCUGUGCUUUGUUGUUGUCAUAUGCUGCGAUCAUCAUAUUUUUAUCUGUGAAAUCAACUAUUAAACAACUAUUUUGAAGCAUACGUUAGUUAAUAAGGAUAAAUUCAACAUUUCUUGUUUGGAGAUCCCAAACUACAAUUAUUUUACUAGAAAACAACUUAUAAACAACUGUUUACAG
Molecule: messenger RNA, 1020 nt
Organism: Cannabis sativa
Lineage: Eukaryota; Viridiplantae; Streptophyta; Magnoliopsida; Rosales; Cannabaceae
Exons: 3
Coding region: 129-497 (122 amino acids)
Source: RefSeq, a predicted model, not a curated record